CGUUGGUCAAAUUUGUAUUCGUGUUGUUUAUCUGGUGUCAGGAGGAAGGUCUUUAGGUUUCUUAAAGUCUUUUUCUAUGAAACUAGACCGAUCGUCACACUGUUAAAAACAUGUUAAACCAACAAGAGGAUGGAGAAAAUGGAUUCGAAUUAGUUGACAAACCAAAGGAAGGCAACGUAAACGACGGUCCCACUCCGUUACCUGCUUGGAUUAAUCCACCUACAAGUCUUCCACUUAACUUGAUGGCUGGACCUCCCCCCUUAGUUUUGCCUGCUGGGCAGCUAUUUCCCACAACAAGCACCCCGACUGUAGCAAACUCUCAGUUUUUUACAGGGCAGUCAGGACUUCAAUCACAAACUGGUUUAAAUCUUCCAAUUCUGCUUCCAAUAUCACCAAUUGCAGAAAUUGGUGAAACACACCAUAAUGUUCCAGCUGCAACUUCUGAUUUGGAAAUUUGUGUAUUAGAAAGCCCUGUGGCUGCAAGUGAGAAAAAUAUUGUUGAUGCUCCAUAUGAACAACCAAGCAAAGGUUCUGGACUUUUUGGAUGGAUGAAAGAAGCAAUGCCUGGAAAAGGAAUCCUAGCCAAAGUGGCUGAGAAAGCUAGAAGUUCAGUUGAUACAAUGAUUACAACUUUGGACCCUCAAAUGAAAGAGUUUAUAUAUUCUGGAGGUGACAUUGAUAUUGCAGUAACCUCCACAAAGGAACUGAAACUUAGUUCAGUCCGAGAAGCUUUCCAGACAGUUUUCGGAAAAGCAACUGUCAAAGGUUAUGAAUCGCAAAGUGUUGGCACAGCAGCACAACCAGUGGGAUUUACCAGUGCGUUGCAAGCUGCGCGGGAAAGAAUUGCGAACCUACGAAGUAGUGGAACCGUUCCACCUCAACAGCCAGUAGUAUCAGUUGAGGGAUUCGUUGUUGAACUCUUCAGUGACAAUUGGUUCGAAAUGAACUGUCUCCUGUUGGAGGACCCUGUUCGCAAUAUUAGCGUACAGGUGUUUUCUCAGCCAUUAAUGGUCCCCGCAAACGCCGUCGCACGUAUGCGUAACUGUACAACCGAAUCUUAUCCCUUACGACAGUCUGGAUUUGCCGUUACUGUCGGACAAGCAGUUGCUGAAGAAUUUAAUGUAGCUGCUACAGAGUGGCAAAUGGCACUAACUGGAAUCUCCCGUCGCGAUAUUCUGCUUUUAGCGGCAAAGACUUUAGCCAACAGCUACAAAUCGUAAUCAUUUAAUAUCUUUUCUAUAGUAAUUCGAAAUUUGGCGGUCAUUGGUGAUUUUCUGUUGAAAUCGGCAUUCAUUUGAAUACUUGUGUUAUUAUUCGCCAUGCGUAUUUUCACUUGGUCAUUUAAAGAAAUGGUCAUAUGUGGUGGGUUACUGGAUGUCAACUUUUCUAAUAGUUUCUAGGUCAACGAAGUACCGUUUCCGCACUCCGAUCGUGUUUGCAAUUGUGUGUGGUCGUCGUAUUUGAGACACAGUUAAUUGAAGUAAAGCAAAAGUAUGUACGAUUUGAUAACAGAGAUUUAUAUGAAUAACCAUA
Daphnia carinata is the source of this 1533-nucleotide messenger RNA. Its product is annotated as protein PRRC1-like. The transcript has 9 exons. Gene Ontology annotation, molecular function: protein kinase A regulatory subunit binding. Gene Ontology annotation, cellular component: cytoplasm. The record is from RefSeq and is a predicted model, not a curated record. Gene Ontology annotation, biological process: activation of protein kinase A activity. Lineage: Eukaryota; Metazoa; Arthropoda; Branchiopoda; Diplostraca; Daphniidae. The coding region runs from base 111 to 1220 and encodes 369 amino acids.